AUGGAGGAGCAGAUCGGAACCAAGGCAGCCGACGUGGGCUACAUCGCCUCUUAUUUGCUUGCCACCCUUGGGGGCAACUCCUCUCCUAGCGCCAAAGACAUUAAGAAGAUACUAGACAGCGUGGGCAUCGAGGCGGAUGAUGACCUGCUCAACAAGGCCAUCAGUGAGCUGAAUGGAAAAAACAUUGAGGAUGUCAUCGCCCAGGGUGCUGGCAAACUUGCCAGUGUGCCUGCUGGUGAGGCUGUGGCUGUUUCUGCUGCCCCUGGCUCUGCAGCUCCUGCUGCUGGUUCUGCAGAGGAGAAGGAGUCUGAGGAGUCAGAUGAUGACAUGGGAUUUGGCUUGUUUGAUUAAAUUCCUGCUCCCCUGCAAAUAAAGCCUUUUUAUGUAAAA
Onychomys torridus (southern grasshopper mouse) is the source of this 390-nucleotide messenger RNA. Its product is annotated as 60S acidic ribosomal protein P2-like. Bases 1 to 351 code for a protein of 116 amino acids. Lineage: Eukaryota; Metazoa; Chordata; Mammalia; Rodentia; Cricetidae. Gene Ontology annotation, biological process: cytoplasmic translational elongation. Gene Ontology annotation, molecular function: structural constituent of ribosome. The transcript is spliced from 2 exons. Gene Ontology annotation, cellular component: ribosome; cytosolic large ribosomal subunit. The record is from RefSeq and is a predicted model, not a curated record.